Molecule: messenger RNA, 594 nt
Organism: Echinops telfairi (small Madagascar hedgehog)
Lineage: Eukaryota; Metazoa; Chordata; Mammalia; Afrosoricida; Tenrecidae
Gene: SPACA3
Product: sperm acrosome associated 3
Exons: 5
Coding region: 1-594 (197 amino acids)
Biological process (GO): fusion of sperm to egg plasma membrane involved in single fertilization
Cellular component (GO): sperm flagellum; acrosomal vesicle
Molecular function (GO): lysozyme activity
Source: RefSeq, a predicted model, not a curated record
AUGCUGGCACCUGUGACAGGACGGCCACGGCUGAUGAGCGGCAUGCCAUCUCCGAGCCCAGCUCUGAGCCAGAGUGGCGGGGCCUCUGCUUCUGCCACCAGCACGGAAGCCAGGAGCUGGGCUCCCAGGAGGCGGCUGCACCCGCCCGGGAGCAUGAUGCUGGCCUUCCUGUCUCUGCUCAGCUGCCUGCUGGCUGCCAGCGAGGCCAAGGUCUACAGUCGCUGUGAGCUGGCCAGGGUACUACAGGAAUUUGGUCUGGAAGGAUACCGUGGACACAGCCUGGCUGACUGGGUCUGCCUUGCUUACUUCACAAGUGGCUUUAACACAGCUGCCGUGGACCACGAGGCAGAUGGAAGCACCAACAACGGCAUCUUCCAGAUCAACAGCCGCAAGUGGUGCAACAACUUCAAUCAGAAGGCUCCCAACCUGUGCCGCAUGUACUGCACCGACCUGCUGAAGCCGGGCCUGAAGGAAGCCGUCAUCUGUGCCAUGAAGAUAGCCCAGGGGCCCCGGGGUCUGGCCAGCUGGGAGGCCUGGAGGCAUCACUGUCAGGGCAAGGACCUCAACGACUGGGUGGACGGCUGUGACCUGUAG